Messenger RNA from Lolium rigidum, 1001 nucleotides. RefSeq names its product protein STRICTOSIDINE SYNTHASE-LIKE 10-like. The transcript is spliced from 3 exons. Bases 1 to 993 code for a protein of 330 amino acids. Lineage: Eukaryota; Viridiplantae; Streptophyta; Magnoliopsida; Poales; Poaceae. Gene Ontology annotation, biological process: biosynthetic process. The record is from RefSeq and is a predicted model, not a curated record. Gene Ontology annotation, molecular function: strictosidine synthase activity.
AUGGCAGCGGCAUCCGCCGCGGCGCCCGAGCCCGCGCCCGCCAUCGAGACCAAGUCCAUGGAUCACCGCGGCCUUACCGUGAUGCCACUGCCGCUGCCGUUGUCCGGCCCAGAGAGCCUCGCCUUCGACCGCCUCGGCGGCGGGCCCUACACCGGCGUCUCUGACGGCCGCGUCCUCCGGUGGCGCGGCCCCCGCCUCGGCUGGACCGUCUUCGCCUACAACUCCAGACACAAGAGCGUGGGUAUGUGCGCGGCGAAGAAGAAGCUGAUGGUGCCGGAGAACGUGUGCGGGCGGCCGCUGGGGCUGCAGUUCCACCACAAGACCGGCGACCUGUACGUCGCCGACGCGUACCUGGGGCUGCUGAGGGUCCCGGCGCGCGGUGGGCUGGCGGAGGUGGUGGCAACGGAGGCCGGCGGCGUGCCCUUCAACUUCCUGAACGGGCUGGACGUCGACCAAAACACUGGCGACGUCUACUUCACGGACAGCAGCACCUCGUACCCAAGGAGCGAGUACCUACUGGUGGUGGCCCUGGGCGACGAGACGGGGCGGCUGCUCCGGUACAACCCUCGGACACGCCGCGUUGCCGUGCUCCACGACAACCUCUCCUACCCGAACGGCGUGGCGGUGGCCGCCGACGGGUCGCACGUCGUGGUGUCGCACACGGCGCUGUCGGAGCUGCGCCGGUACUGGGUGCGCGGGCCCCGGGCCGGCGAGAACGAGACGUUCGCGGAGCUGCCGGGGUAUCCCGAUAACGUGCGCUCCGACGGGCGCGGCGGGUACUGGGCGGCGCUGAGCCACGGCCCGAACGACGCAAUCAGCGCCGCCGUCGACGCCGCGCCGACGAUGGCCGUCAGGGUGGGCCGUGGCGGCGCCGUGGAGGAGGCGCUGGAUGGGCUGAGCUUCGCGACGGUCAGCGAGGUCGGCGAGCGCAACGGCACGCUCUGGGUCGGGUCCGUCGACACGCCCUACGCCGGCGAGCUCAGCCCACGCUAGAGCUAGCU